Molecule: messenger RNA, 1434 nt
Organism: Lindgomyces ingoldianus
Lineage: Eukaryota; Fungi; Ascomycota; Dothideomycetes; Pleosporales; Lindgomycetaceae
Product: MFS general substrate transporter
Exons: 4
Coding region: 19-1434 (471 amino acids)
Biological process (GO): transmembrane transport
Molecular function (GO): transmembrane transporter activity
Source: RefSeq, a predicted model, not a curated record
GGCACCGCCAUCCCCACUAUGACCACAGAAUUCAAUAGCCUCAAUGAUAUCGGCUGGUACGGUUCGGCGUACCUGUUGACUCUCAUGGCGUUACAGCCUUUGUACGGGCAGAUUUACACAUUUUUUGACACGAAAAACACCUUUUUAGCUUCUCUAAUCUUCUUUGAGAUUGGGUCUACCGUAUGUGCAACAGCUCCAAGCUCAAUCGUCUUCAUUGUGGGGCGUGCUCUAUCCGGGUCCGGGGCGGCCGGCAUCUUGUCCGGAGCCUUGACACUGGGCGGGCGCCUGGUCCCGUUGGUCAAGCGACCAUUGUACAUGUCCGUCAUCAUGAGCAUGUAUGGAGUCGCCGCAGUCGCAGGUCCAACGCUUGGUGGCGUCUUCACUGACUCCCAUGCACUGACCUGGAGAUUCUGCUUUUACCUGAAUCUGCCUUGCGGCGGAGUAGCCUUCAUCCUUUGUAUUUUCCUCCUCAAGUCAUAUGCCGCACCUCAUGGCGCAGGCAUGUCCAUCCUGGCCAAAUUGGCGAACAUAGAUUUUGUUGGUGUCGUAUUAUCCAUCAUCGCCUCAGUGCUCUUGUUCCUGGCCUUGAAGUGGGGUGGGAUCGACUAUCCAUGGAACUCAUCUCUGGUCACCGGCUGCUUAGUUGGCUCCGUUGUGUGCUUUGCUAUCUUCGUGACCACCCAAGUACAGCAGAAGAAACGGGCGUUAAUAUCGCUAAACGUGUUAACUCAACGCACCGUUUUCUUCGGAAGCCUUUUUGUCUGUUUCAUCAACAUGGCUAUCGACACGCACAUCUAUUAUUUACCACUAUAUUUUCAAUCAGUCGACGGUGCAACGGCCUCCAUGUCGGGUGUGCGGAUUUUACCUUACCUAGCCACCAUGAUCGUUACCGCCACAGUUAGCGGCUUCUGCAUCUCUAAACUUGGACACUACGUGCCGUUUAUGAUGGCUGGAUCUACUCUAUUUACUAUCGGAGCAGGCCUUAUUCAUACCCUCGCGGUCGGUAGCGGAGCGGCACAGUGGGUAGGCUAUCAGCUCCUUGCAGGAAUAGGAUUUGGCAUGGCCUUCCAGAUCCCCUAUUCAGCCUUGCAUGUUGUUCUCGAUGCGAAGGAUCUGCCCACCGGCAAUGCUUUAAUCGUCUUUUUUCAGGCGCUUGGUGGAGCUUUAGCGGUAAGCAUUGCGCAGAAUGUCCUCAGUAAUGAAUUGCUGGUACGUUUGGAGACCACGAUCCUGGCCCAUGAUGCAUUGGCCAUUAUAGCCGCCGGACCGACACAUAUCGCCGAAGCAGUGCCUGGUCCUUUUGUGGACAUUGUUGUCGAGGCUUACAGCUAUGCGAUAUCAAAAACAUUCAUCCUACCUAUUGCUGCAGCUGGCAUGUCCUUCCUCUGCAGCUUGGGAAUGGAAUAUAAAAAAAUUAAGAAGCUUGAAAAAUAA